Molecule: messenger RNA, 1025 nt
Organism: Aspergillus nidulans FGSC A4
Lineage: Eukaryota; Fungi; Ascomycota; Eurotiomycetes; Eurotiales; Aspergillaceae
Product: 60S ribosomal protein eL21
Exons: 4
Coding region: 66-542 (158 amino acids)
Biological process (GO): translation
Cellular component (GO): ribosome
Molecular function (GO): structural constituent of ribosome
Source: RefSeq, a predicted model, not a curated record
CGGCAGAUCGAGGGACUUCUUCGUUUUCGACAAGUUUCAACUCUCAACGCCAAAAAACCGUCAAAAUGGGUCACUCCCACGGUCUCCGUUCCGGCACCCGGUAUGCCUUCUCCCGCAACUUCCGUGAGAAGGGUCAGAUCCGCCUCUCGACCUACCUGAAGACCUACCGGGUUGGUGACAUUGUGGACAUCAAGGUCAACGGUGCCGUUCAGAAGGGUAUGCCCUACAAGGUCUACAACGGUAAGACCGGUGUCGUUUACAACGUCACCAAGUCCUCCGUCGGUGUCCUCCUCUACAAGGUCGUCGGCAACCGCUACCUCGAGAAGCGUAUCAACGUCCGCAUCGAGCACGUCAAGCACUCUCGCUCCCGUGAGGAUUUCAUCAAGCGUGUCAAGGAGAACGCCGAGAAGAAGAAGCAGGCCAAGGAGCAGGGCAUCCACCUUCACCUCAAGCGCCAGCCCGCCCAGCCUCGUGAGGCUCACACCGUCGAGGGCUCCACUCCCGAAACCAUCACUCCUCUGCCUUACGACACCCACAUCUAAACGGAUCGAAUGGCGAGCGUGGGUUGUUUGGUGUUUCUGGGUUUUUACGUCUCCAAGUGUGGAGUUUGCAUUUGUGACGAGAAAAAUUGAGGGUUCUUGAAGCCGGCACGUUUCCAUACUGUGCAUAGAUUCCCCUGAAUGAAAAAGAUCUUCAAAAAGCACUCUGUUUCCUGAUUAGCAGACUGUUGUUAUGUGGCCAUGUGUGACUUAUUUUGGUAUGGAUGAUUCUACUGGUGUACUUGGGUACAAUCAGCGCCGGAAGAGAUUUUCCUUCACCUCCCUUGGGUCGUAUAGAGCGAGGCGAAGGUCCACUGCAACUUGGACGAAUGACAUUACUUUUUGGUUGUGUCUGGGGAGUGUUCGCUUCCAAUUGACAUUGACCUCAGUGCCCGUCCGUGAUUUCCGCACCGCCCCAUGGGUCCUUUUUGUACUACAGAGUGUAACAGUAUCAACCUCAACACGAUACCCGUAAGAUCCCAAGAU